Molecule: messenger RNA, 2853 nt
Organism: Candidozyma pseudohaemuli
Lineage: Eukaryota; Fungi; Ascomycota; Pichiomycetes; Serinales; Metschnikowiaceae
Gene: ARE2
Product: sterol acyltransferase
Exons: 3
Coding region: 1-2853 (950 amino acids)
Biological process (GO): translation; rRNA (guanine-N7)-methylation
Cellular component (GO): ribosome; nucleolus
Molecular function (GO): rRNA (guanine) methyltransferase activity; structural constituent of ribosome
Source: RefSeq, a predicted model, not a curated record
AUGGUGAAACGCUCAAGUACGGAGGAUAACUUGGAAAGGAUCGCCAACAAGGCAUCUCAGACCCGGAAACCCUUAUCAACCGACUUCUACAAUUCCAGUUUGACGAAUCUGCCCACAAACAGUGAAGCCUCAAGAACACCUGAGGAACUUCUGGAUGAAAAGGCGCCGAUACCGGAAAGUGUGGCAAGCCGUGUUCGCCGGAGAACUAGGGUGACGAAAGAGCCGGUGGCAGACGGAACAUUCGAUGCCUUGGAUGACAAACUGACAGAGGGCAUUUUCAAUAAGCUCAAUACAGUUUAUCAUGACCGGAUGGAGCGGAACAAGAGAAAGGGGACGGUCUUCAAAUCAAGCUUUGCUGAUUUAAGUGCUGAUCCCGUGCGUUACACCAUUUUAGACUCGCCUUCAGUGAUAAACUCCCAGUUCUAUGGGUUCUUCAUUUUGUUCUGGCUAGCAAUUGCAUUCUUCAUAUUGAGAGAUGCUCUUCAUGCUAUCUUUGAGGAUGGCCUUUUCAUUUACAAAGCCCCGGUGUUUCAGAUAUUUGUUGCUGGACUCCCCAAGAUAGCAAUAACCGACGGCCUCAUGUACUUGACCACUUACUUUUCUUACAUCAUUCAAAAUCUUUGUCUCAAUGGACACUUGAGCUGGUCUCGCAGCGGUUGGAUCAUUCAAUCGAUCUAUGAGCUGAUCUUUUUCUGUUUUUGGGUCAGUUACCUAUUGUUAUUCGACUUCCAAUGGAUUGGUAGGGUGUUUUUGGUGCUCCACAUGUUCGUGCUAUUGAUGAAGGUUCACUCUUAUGCUUUUUACAAUGGCUACUUAUGGAGAAUCUUGCUAGAGUUGAAAUUCUCUGAGGCUUAUUUGGAAAAGUUGAAUGCUAAAGCAACCAAGCUCCCGUCUCAAUUCGAGGAGAAGCACAUUAGAGUCGUUCUUAACGAGAGUGUUGCAUUCUGCCGUUUUGAACUUCUUCAUCAGUCUGUUGCGAUCACUAACGAGGAUGAGGUUGACCCACAGACUUUGGUAAGCAGCCUCGAAAGUUUGCAAGACGAUAAACUGAUAAAGUUCCCUCAAAACAUUACCUUCAAAAACUUCUUUACUUUUACAAUGUUUCCAACUGUUGUCUACGAACGUACAGAGAGAAUUAGAAAAUCUUUCUUGUUUGAGAAGAUCAUUGCAAUCUUCGGUAUCAUUUCAAUCAUGCUUUUUGUGGCUGAAUACUCAAUUUACCCCCUUGUUGUGAGAUCAAUUGAAUUGAGGAAAACCAAUUUGAGCUUGCUUGAUCGCCAGGUGGCAUACAUUUUAUUACUCGUGGAUAUGAUUCCACCUUUUAUGGUUGAAUACCUCCUUGUUUUCUACUUGAUUUGGGAUGCUAUCUUGAAUGCUAUAGGCGAAUUGAGCUAUUUUGCUGACAGAGAUUUUUAUGGGCCCUGGUGGUCCUGUGUUGACUGGUUUGAGUACGCCAGGCUCUGGAAUAAGCCAGUUCAUCGGUUCUUACUCAGGCAUGUCUACCAUUCCUCCAUCAGUGCCCUCCGGCUCAACAAGGCCCACGCAAAUCUAGUGACCUUCAUUAUCUCCAGUUUCAUCCAUGAGUUGGUCAUGUACUCCAUUUUUGGUCGCCUUAGAGGCUACUUGUGGUUAUUCCAAAUGAGUCAAAUACCGUUGGUGAUGAUUAGCAGGACAAAGCCUGAAGAGAUCGCCCCACCGGAGGUUUUUUAUAAUGACUCCGAAUCAUUCAAGUACACGUCAUCCACUCGUGUGCAGCAUAUCCAGGCGAAGAUGACCCUCAGAGCUCUUGAACUACUCAACCUUGAUUCAGACUACCCCCACUUCAUCCUAGAUUUGGGAUGUGGGUCUGGUCUUUCAGGAGAAAUCUUGACAGAAGAGGGCUACAACUGGGUCGGUAUGGAUAUCGCCCCAAGCAUGUUGGCCUCAGCGCUAGAUAGAGAUGUUGAAGGAGACCUAUUCUUGGCUGAUCUAGGUAAUGGUAUCCCUUUCAGAGCAGGUACUUUUGAUGCUGUGAUUUCCAUUUCUGUCAUUCAGUGGCUUUGUAAUGCUGAUACUGCUGGCGUUGAUCCCAAGAAGAGACUUUUACGGUUCUUCAAUACAUUAUUUGCAUCUAUGGUUCGCGGUGGAAAGUUUGUCGCCCAGUUUUACCCUAUGAAUGACACACAAACGCAGAACAUCCUAGAAGCAGCUAAAGUCGCUGGUUUUGCCGGUGGGUUGGUUAUAGACGAUCCAGAGAGCAAGAGGAACAAGAAGUAUUACCUUGUCCUCUCUGCCGGUCAGUCUGAGAGAACACUCAACUUAACAGGUGCGCAGAUGGAAGCUGAUGGCAAGACCAAGAAGCUUAGCAGUAAGAUGAGGAAGAAAUUGGAGUCUAACAAGGAGUACAUCAAUAGAAAGAAGGAACUUAUGAGGAGAAGAGGCCGUACUGUCGCUCAUGACUCCAAAUUCACGGGAAGAAAGAGACGAAACGGCGAAAACGUCCUCACAUUUUUGCAUAAACAGCUCGUCAAGAAACAUGAUCCUACUGGUAAAAGAUCUGCCUUGGUUGCUCCAGAUGGAUUAAGGGCAGGCGAUGUCAUAAGGGUUACCUACACUGACAGAACCAGCGUUCUUGGUCAGCUCAUUGGUAUCAAAAGAGGAAAUCACAACAUAGGUACAAAUCUUCAUAUCAGAAACAAAAUGAACAGAAUCGGUGUUGAGAUGAGAGUGCCCUUGUUCAGCCCCAACAUCAAGAACAUUGAGCGUGUCUCACUGCCCAAGAAGUACCCUUCGAGAAAAAAGCACUACUACAUCAGAAACAAUCGUCUCGAUGUUGGCGAUUUGGAAAAUGCUCCAAAGCACAAAGCUUCCUAA